CAUUUGGCGGGAAUUCGGAAAACAAUUACGACCUGACUCUUACGGCCAUGACCUCCCUCACGAGCCUGAGGAUGAUGAACACGGAGCUCAUUGAGAACACGGGGAGCACUACGCGCGAUUUCCUCAUGCUUGAACGGAAUAUUCUUUCUCACUUGAAGCUCGCCGUCCUCCUCGCCUUGGUCUCUUGGUCUGUCCUCCUGCAUGCACGUCUCGUACCCCUCGGAGGAACAGGAGACUACAAGCCGGAUACAAGUCACCACGACGCGCGCUCACUUGCCCUGGGCUCGGUGCAGUUCCUUGCCGCGCUCCUGACUAUCGUCGCAGGGGGCAUCGAGUUCCACAAAGGCUACCAAGACUUGCGGAAUACACGACCAUUUCUCGAGGCCCCCAAGAUGCACUUAUGCAUCAUUCUCAUACCUGCCACCGUCGUCUUUGCGACAUGCAUAGCCUUGCUUGUGGAUGACGACCUGCUCUGAGGUCUUUUCGUCCAUGUAAAUUAUCGUAAAAUCGCCUUCACUAGUCCAGUCUUACGUCUACUCGUGGACCGUCGCACAUGUCAUGUUGUCGUGCUAUUUUGCACUGCUUUGUACACACAUACCCUAUAUCAGCCAUGCAGGCCAUAAUACAAACACACUGGAUCACCGACG
Molecule: messenger RNA, 647 nt
Organism: Schizophyllum commune H4-8
Lineage: Eukaryota; Fungi; Basidiomycota; Agaricomycetes; Agaricales; Schizophyllaceae
Exons: 3
Coding region: 48-476 (142 amino acids)
Source: RefSeq, a predicted model, not a curated record